Molecule: messenger RNA, 1040 nt
Organism: Eucalyptus grandis
Lineage: Eukaryota; Viridiplantae; Streptophyta; Magnoliopsida; Myrtales; Myrtaceae
Product: B3 domain-containing transcription factor VRN1-like
Exons: 4
Coding region: 93-1040 (315 amino acids)
Molecular function (GO): DNA binding
Source: RefSeq, a predicted model, not a curated record
ACGAAGGCUCCGCGCUCCUGUAGUUGAAGUUGAAACCCCCCAAACCAUCUUCAUCUUCUUCUUCUGUGAGGCGUCAGGGGACACUGCUGUCUAUGGCUUCUCGCAACGGUCGUCGUCGUCGCCGGAGAGAAGAUGGAGCUGUCGAGCGGGAGGUCGCGACCGGUCCUCGUCUUGGGAGCCGUUGCUUCUUCAAGAUCAUACUCUCCAACGCCCUUGAAUCUGGAAAGCUUGGAAUUCCAAAGAAUUUCUUGCGAAGAUGUGGAAAGGAUCUCCCAAACUCGGUGCUUCUUAAGGUUCCAGGCAGUUCAGCCUGGACUAUUGAACUAGAAAAGUGUAACAAUGACUUGGUUUCGUUGUGGAAAGGUUGGCGGGAAUUCAUGGAGCAUUACUCUAUUGGUCUUGGUCACCUCAUAGUUUUCAAAUAUAAAGGGAACUCCACUUUUCAUGUAAUAAUAUUCGAUAAGAGUGCUUCAGAGAUAGAUUAUUCAUUGAGCAGCAGCAAAAUAUCGUACUUUGGGAGUGAAUUUCCCUCACCAAAAUCAGAAGAUGUCCUAGAAGCAGAAGAUCUGCAGGAUUCCACACCCUGUCAAAGAAUGAGGGUUGAACCACAUUUACCUUAUUCUCAGCUAAGUCUGAGCUACCCACCACAAGGUUUGGAAGUUUUUCAUGUUCCUACACCUCUGAGGCCUCUCACUGCUCCUGAAUUAUCCAAUAAGUUUUAUUCAGAGAAUCCCUUCUUCAAACUGGUGAUAAAUCAGGGUGGAAAAAUGAAUAUUCCUGUUGGAUUUGCCAGGCAAUAUAUUCAAGAAAACAGGGAAAUGGCGAUGCUUAGGUCUUCAGAUGGAUCGUGGCUGGUGAAGCUUUUAAGAACUUUGCGGGAUCACCAGGCAUGCUUCUCUGCUGGUUGGACUGCAUUUGUAAGAGAAAACUGUCUGCGCGUAGGAGAUGUCUGCAUGUUUGAGCUCAUUGAUAGGGAUGACAUUGUGUUCCAAGUCUCCAUCUGCCGUAGUGCAGUUACAGACCGGAUUCACAUUGAUUGA